GGGUGAUGGGCCUAUGAUAUAUUGGGCCCGGCCCGGGAAAGAGAGUGUGGGCUAUCAGUUCAGUUCCGCCUCCACUGAGAUCUCCUUCCUCCUCGACGGCACCGGCGGCACCGGCACAGAUCUCCCCGCAAAGGUUAAUCGGUUAGUCAAUUACUCGUCGGCCGGAUUGGUGGUCGCGCGCGCUUCAAUCUCCCGAUGAACUCCAGGAGGGAUUUCCGCAGCCACAGAGCUGCUUUAUUUGAUGGAAUUGAAGAAGGUGGAAUCAGAGGCUCAGCAUAUUCUUCUCGUGAAAUUCAUGAGCAUGAGAAUGACCAGGCUGUGGACAACUUGCAUGAGAGGGUCAGCAUUCUCAAAAGAUUGACAGGCGAUAUACAUGAUGAAGUGGAGAAUCACAACCGGAUGCUGGACCGGAUGGGUAAUGAUAUGGACACUUCAAGAGGAUUUCUUUCUGGGACUGUGGACAAGUUCAAGAUGGUUUUUGAGACCAAAUCAAGCCGCAGAAUGGCUACCAUGGUUGCGUCCUUCGUUGCUGCCUUCUUGCUCUUAUACUACCUGACCAGAUAGAUGCAUAGAUUGAUUACUCUACAUUUCAGUAUCUGCCUGGUUAUAUGAUCCGAUUUUUCGCGCUCGAUCACCUGAACAUAGGUCCUGCUCAGUUUGCCAAAUUGUGGCACGAGAUGCUGCUGGUGUCACAACAUGAUCUAUAUACACAUAUAUGUAUGCCUUCAUUUUUGGUGCUGCACUUGCACCAAAAAUCUUUCGAUCACCCUUACAAUGCAACGCAAAAAAGCAUCCAAGCAGGAUUAAUUCUGAUCA
This is a messenger RNA of Brachypodium distachyon (stiff brome), 816 nucleotides long. RefSeq names its product bet1-like SNARE 1-1. The transcript has 6 exons. The coding region runs from base 196 to 564 and encodes 122 amino acids. NCBI's taxonomy places the organism in Eukaryota, Viridiplantae, Streptophyta, Magnoliopsida, Poales, Poaceae. The record is from RefSeq and is a predicted model, not a curated record.